CGUUUGUAAACAGCAUUCACAUGUGGUAUGGUGAAUACUGCGAACGAAAAACACGUUUUUGCUGUUGAUUUCCUUUGAAUUAUUAAAAAAACAUCGAUAGGAAAGUGCCAUUUUGCCAUUUAAUACGUUGAUAAGUGUUUAUCAUAGUUGAGUGAGGCUUACUGCCUUUAAAUCUGUAAAAUCAUGGUGUACGUUGAACCGUCUUUUCCACGCGGCCGAAAGGUAGAAACGGAAGAAGACAAGCAACCGCGGAAGAAAUUCAAAAAGAAUACUGAAUAUGGCGCAUCUACUGCUAACGAGGAAAAACCGCAAAAACCUCGCCCGAAGGAACGCCACCAGCAGCGGUUGGAACAAAUGGAACAGGAGAAGGAAGAACUGGAGCAUAGUGUCACUGCUGCUGCCCUAAGCUUUGAAACGAUCCAGGUGGGAAUGCUGGUUAUGGGCUGCGUGUAUAAAGUGCAGAAGAUGGAGGUAACCAUUUCACUUCCUGGUCGGCUGUUUGGAACGGUUCCAUUACUGGGAAUAUCCGAAACAUACAGCGAUCGUUUACGUUGCUUGGUAGUGAAGGCCAAUACAACCGAAGAAGAGGCUCGCUGUCCGGGUCUGAAAGAAAUCUAUCAAGCCGGUGAAUUGGUGUAUGUAAAAAUCAAAGAAAAGCAUGAUAAGGACAAACGGCUUGAGUUGACGCUAAACCCGAAAGAGCUGCACAGUGAGUUUCACCGUGAGCAUCUGGUCGAGGGAUUGAUUUUAAGUGCCACCAUACAGGACGAGGAAGAUUACGGCUACCUGAUGGAUAUUGGCAUUAACAACGUUCGAGCAUUUCUACCUACAGCAAAUAUUUGCAAAAAUCAGAUGGAAAUUGGGACGAACAUUUAUUGUAAAAUUGAAAAAAUAACUUCAAAAACGAAGACCUCAUGUGUCGUCAUUUUGAAAGCGUUUAAACCAACCGAACCACGGAAGUUGAAGGUAGAAAAAGCUAACAUCGAUGCCCUUGUACCGGGAUCCGUAGUAACAUUCACGGUGGAAACGGUCCUAUCAAACGGUUUACAGGGAACGUUAUUUGACGAUACCGUACCAGCUUUCGUGAACGAAAAUAUGCUGGAGAAACCGCUCUCAAAACUGUCUAACUACGCGCUUUUCCGCCAGGUUCAGGCACGCAUUUUGUACGUCAUGCCACUGACCAAGCACAUUUUCCUUACGUUGGCCAACUAUGACUGCAACAAGGCCACGGUGAGCGAUCCAGUGGAACCCGGAACUAUCAUUCCUGAUGCUAAAAUAAUUCACACAAGCCCUAAGGGAGUGUGGUUCCAGAUUGGCAAGAAAUUCAAAGGUUUACUGCCGAAACAUAUAAUACGAAACAAGUACGAGCAGAACUACGACGAGAGCGUAGUGAUGGCCAAAUAUCAGGUAAAUUCCUUACACAAGGUUCGCAUUAUCCGUUACGAAGCGCUCGAUCGCACCAUGAUUGUGACGGAUGAUGAAAAGUAUCUCGAAAUCAAGUAUUUCACCGUUGGCGACCUGAUGAUUGGCGAUAUUUAUGACUGCCGAAUCGUCAAGGAGCUGGACAACAAUCGAGGUUUCAUGGUUUCGGUAGGCAACGUAAAAGGGCUGCUGACGGCGCACGAUUUUGAACCACGCCCAGCGCUUGCGGUGAAUCGAACCGUAAAACUUCGUUUGAUCUCGUGCGAGGAAGAUCGCAGGAUGGCCCAUUUCUCGAAUCGUUCGGAAUUUAUGAAAAAAUCCGCAAAGUUGCUGAAGGAUAGAGAGAAUGUUACGGUGGGUCGGUCCUAUCUGGGAAUGGUGAUCAAGGAGCAGGAGAAGUACUUUGUGGUUGCCUUUUGUAAUAGAAUCACCGGGAUUAUGUUUAAAUUUUGUCGGGAAGUGGCUCAAGAUCAGGAGCAAAUUGAUCGUUUGAAAGUUGGAUCUUGUGCGUUGUUUAAUGUGCGCGAGGUGACGGAAAAUGGGCAAAAAAUUACACUUUCGAUUCCGCUCAUUUCUGGCAGGGACAAGCUAGGCCAUACUGCGCUGGCAACCGUGACCGGUGUCUACGCUACUGGAGCGGAUGUAUACCUUGUGAAGGAAAAUGAAACGGGCGUAAUUCCUCCGGAAACGUACUCGGAUUUUCCCGAACACAACGCCAUCUUCCAAAGUGUAUUGGGUGAAGGGGAUAAACUGACGGUGGUGAACAUGAAGGAAAACGUUUACAGCUGCCGGGAUGUUCUUUAUUUCCGACGCAAGCCUACCCAGGUUAAGGACGUAAAGCUUGGUCAGAUACUGCGUGCCUACUGUCAGGGCACUAAUUCCAAGGAUGAUAGGAUACUAUUUCAGUUAGCGUUGAAAGAUUAUCCCCGAGUGAUAAGCUUGCGAAAGAAAGAAUUUUCCAAGCAUGUACAGGGUGUGCAGAUCGACCACGGGCAGGUUGUGCUGGUGAAAGUUACUACGAGAAUUCCGAAAGACAAUGGGGUGCUGCUGCGUGUUUCGGCCAAGUUGAAGGAUGUUUGCUUGCAAGGAGUGGACGAAGUCGUACGGUAUGUACGGUCGUACUUGAUGGAUGUCAAGGGACUGCUGGAAAGGUUUAAGUUGCGCGGUAAGGCAUUUGCCAAUUAUGAUAUUGGUCAGGUGGUAACAUGCAUAGUGGAAAGUUUUGUUGAUAAUACAAACAAGAAAACAGCGGUAGUACGACUAGGUGAGGAUGAGGCAUCUGCAAAGGGAAUCGCUAACGUAGAUGGCGACUGCAAAGUUGGUGAUGAGCUGAAGGGUCGCGUCACUUGGACGGACGUUGAACGACAACUUGUUCACGUUUGUGUGACGAAAAAAUAUCUCAAACACGUGGUGGAUAAAGAAUCAUGGGAACCAGCGGACGGGUUCCUAGAUGUUGAUAAUCCGAGGGAAUUUAUUACAUUAUUCAGUAACAACUACGUCGCGGUGGGCUGUCUACGCAAAGUAGAAUGUCCCUUAGUAAUUGUACCGGUGAAAUGCCAUUACAAUGACUUUGAGCCGAUUCAGGUUCCGAAGAAAACACGAGCAGUUAUGGUGGAAGUAGCGCAAGAAUGCGUGUUCGGUUUGAUCGAGGAAAGUUUCGAAAAGUAUAAGGAUUUGAAAUUUUCACCGGAGGCGAGAAUUCGUCCGGAAUCAGAUAAACUUUGCUGGUUGCCGGACGACUAUGAGGAACCCAUUCUAGAAGAAAAAGAAGACGAAGAGGAUAGUAACGAGGAACAGGUCAAUGAUGUCAAAGUUGGAAGCAACAGUGAUUCUGGUAUCGAUAAAGCUCUUCGUUCUUCAUUUUCAGAUGACGAGGCGCAAGAGAAGCCGGUGGAGAAAUCAAUCAAAAAAUCUAGAAAGAAACAAAAGAAACGAAAGAAAGCAGAACCCGGAAAACUUCUCAGGAUGAACGCUGCUGCCGGACCAUCACCGGGAAAAGUUCUCAAGCCAAACAAAAAAAGAAAGAAAGCCGCUAUCAAAAAGGUAACCCCCACAAUUCCCCUCGUUAUCAGUCAACUGGAUGGUGCGGACGACCGACUCGUGUUCAGCAAGAAAGACAAGCCCUCCAGGCCUGGCAAACAUAAUAAAAAACAAGCAAAGUCUUUUUUUGGCCCACGCCCGACUGCUAAAGCUGUUGAGAAUAUCAAAACUAGCAUCAGUCAGUCGGGCUCCGCUCAGCUACAGUCGCUUCAGGAGCAGCAUAAAAUGCAAGAAACCGUAUUUGGCAGAAAACGUUCGAAGCAAACGGCAAAAGAUUGCCUGCCGGGACCAGCGAAUUUUUGGGCCAGCUCGAAGUCCACCGCCGAACGAAAUGCUGCAAGCGAAUCGAGCGACGACGAAGACAUCGUCGAGAAUCAACCGAAGAAGCGACUCACCGGUAAGGAACGGUUCGAAGCCAUGAAGCAGGAAGAGAAACGUAUCCGGCAAAUCGAGGAAGAACUUGCCGACGCUACGGUAGACCCGCAAACACCGGACCAAUUCGAUCGGUUGGUUCUUUCCCAGCCGAAUAAUAGUCUGCUCUGGAUUCGGUACAUGGUGCUGCACAUGGAGUCUGCCGAAACGGAAAAGGCACGCGCCGUGGCACGCAAAGCUCUGCAGACCAUCAACUUCCGCGAGGAAGCGGAACGGCUGAACGUUUGGAUCGCCUUACUCAAUCUUGAGCUUCGCUACGAAACAGUUGAGAAGUUUAAGGAAGUUUUGGCGGAAGCAAUACAGUACAACGAUUCCUACAAAGUGUAUUCACGCGUCACCGAGGUAUUGAUCGAUUGUGGCAAGGUUCCGGAGGUUCUCGAAGUCAUCGACAUUCUGCAGAAGCGUUUCCGUAAGCAGCCGGAAAUGUGGCUUUUGAUUGCGGACUGUUACUACAAAAUAGGACACACGACGAAGGUAAAACCACUGCUUAGUAAAGCCCUCAAAUCACUGGAGAAUAAAGAACACAUCCCGUUGAUAGUGAAGUUCGCUUUCCUACACAACCGCAACGGCGACCGAGACGAGGCGCACUUGCUGUUCGAGCAGAUUCUUACUUCGUAUCCCAAGCGAACCGACAUUUGGUCACAGUACGUGGACCUACUGGUCAAGGACGGCCUGGUCGAGGCGGCCCGCCAAACCUUAGAUCGGGCUAUCGUGCAACGGCUACCGAUGCGAAACAUGAAAACCCUAUACACCAAGUAUGUAGCUUUCGAGGAAAAGCACGGUGAUCGCGACUCAGUCCGGAAGAUCAAACAGAUGGCCGCUGACUAUGUCAAGCAGCAGCUUAGUGCGAAUGGUGAGGACCGGAAGAAUUGAAAUUGAAGUUGUACAUCCUUUUCGGUUAUUUUAUUGAAACGCUAUAAUAAAU
Messenger RNA from Wyeomyia smithii (pitcher-plant mosquito), 4819 nucleotides. RefSeq names its product protein RRP5 homolog (gene Rrp5). Bases 184 to 4767 code for a protein of 1527 amino acids. Gene Ontology annotation, cellular component: small-subunit processome; nucleolus. Gene Ontology annotation, molecular function: RNA binding; protein binding. Lineage: Eukaryota; Metazoa; Arthropoda; Insecta; Diptera; Culicidae. The record is from RefSeq and is a predicted model, not a curated record. The transcript is spliced from 5 exons. Gene Ontology annotation, biological process: rRNA processing.